CUGUUCUUGGCUUUAACAAUAACAUUGACAGAAUGGAAAUCGGUAAUACCCAGAACCCGUUGAAGAUAGGAAUUAUUUUAAAUUGAUGAUCAUUAUUGGUUGUGGUGUAAGUGGACUUCACCAGAAACUGAAGGAGAAGGGCCUGAUGGGGAAACACCGUCGAAAAUGGAAAAUUUUUGUCGUGGCUGUCUUAAAUUUAAUUGAAAGAAGGACAACUCGUCGUUGAACUGUUCGGCGAAAAAUGGAUGACCAAAGCCGUUUGAAAGUACGGAAAAAUAAAUAAGGAGCCGUCAUGCAACAUGGUCUCCCUUAACGUUUAGGGGAGUGGGGAGGGGGUAAGGCGAGCCCAUUACUGGACGAUUGUAGCGCAGGACAUUUUUAACCAAAAGGAAAAAUGAAGUUCACCGAAUGCUGAGGACGGCACACAACAACAAGUACAACAAAAGUAAAACUGUUUUUACUAGAACUUGCUAUCGUGACGCUAUUGAAAAAAGUCUGGUGGUCGAGGACAUGAAGGAAUAGUGUAUGAUGUCAUUGGUGAUCUAUUUAUAGUCCCUCGCUUCAACGUGAUGCAAUACAGCUGUAAACAAACGAAAUAACACAUUCGGGAUAUAAAAGUACCUUUCCUUGAGUUUUCUUCAUUCUCGAAACACUGAAAGCAACAUGAAAAAUACCUCCACAGAAAAUUUUUAUCGCCAAACAAAUCGGCAAUGUAGGCAAAAUGGGAAUAGUCGCCCGACAAGCCGUGACAACAACUUCUUCACGAACUUUUAUACAGUCACAUAAUCGAAGGUGUUUUACGCGGCAAAACACGAUCGAAGAUCCUUUGCUAGAAGAUGCUCAAAUAUAUGUCGGAGAAAACUUCGUCGUCAAACAUGGAAAUCUAUUUAACCUUCGCCGUAAAGUUUGCUCGCAAAACCAUCCUGGGGUCGUAUUUACAGAGCUAAGGCCACUGAAGCCAGUGUCACAAAUGUCCUUGUCUAACGGAGCUAAACGAAUGCGUACAUGUCCGAAUGCCGGUGGAAGCUCGGAGAAAAGUGAAGUGCUCAGUUUUGAGUUACUUCAGAGGUGUUUUGGAGCAGAUCUACAGAAAACUGAGAUGGAGGUGCAGUAUUUUCCCGAAGGGGGCGCUAUCACCGAUUACACUUGCGAGAUGUUCAGCACAAGACUUGGAGUCUCUGUGACACGAGCUAUGAAGUAUGACGGAGAUUUCACAGUCGAAGAUGCCGAAAGGUUACUAAACAAAAAGCUCCAUGGAGUGUUAAGGUCCACCAAAAACACCAUGGAAAGAUGGAGCAAGCAAAUUUUACAUGUAUGGGCAACAUCUCUUGCCGUGUCUGUUCUUAUUGCAGAGGCUUACAAUCAAAUUCCCAAGGACUUGAGGUCCAACACGGUUGUGUUAGUGACUGUCACAGAAAACAAUGAAGUGUUUUCAAAUUAAGUUAUUUCACAAAUUAACUUUAUAUAUGAUUAACUUUAGCGAAGUAGUCACUUCAUGUAGUAUUUUAUCAUUUUAUAUUGUUGUUGGCUGUGGUUGUUUUUGUUUAUUUAUUUGGCUAUUUAUUUUAUAAUUAUGCUUGCUUUGGUAGGUCCACCUCAGGUAUAAGAUCGAGAGCUGCCCAUUUAAUGACCUACAAAACAAAAAAGUAUAUAUGUAUGUAUGUACAAUGUAAAUAGAGAUAGCUUCGUUCCAGACUUUUCCUGACAAAUGUUUAAGAAACUGUUGUAUAAAUUUGUAUAUAAAUUUGUAAAAUAAUAAAGAGAUAUCACAGUUGUUUUUGUGACUGUUACAGAAAACAAUGAAGUGUUUUCAAAUUACGUUAUUUGACAAAUGUAAUCAUAGAUAGCUUUCUUUCAGAGUGUUGGAUACCAAUUUUUAAGAAACUGUUGUAUAAAUAUCUGAAAAAUCUCGUUUAUUUUUUCUCAAGACCUGCGAUAGGAAGAAACCAAGGACUUAGGCACAAUGGCUAGGCUUAAUCAAUAUUAUUUCAAGCCAUUUGUGAUGGACCGCGGCUAAAAACAACAGAAACAAUGAACCUUUUAUAGCCCUUAAAACAAUGGAGGUUGUGAACAAUGGAGUGAAUGAAAUUACAGGUUUGAAGAGGUGCACAGCUUACUGAUUAAAAUGUGUUCCGAAAAUAUCCAUACCCCUCCGAUAGAGGGUUUUUGGUAUGAACCCCUCACCUCCCCCCUACCCUACUGGAAACUCUAGUUUUGGUUCAUACUUACCGUUAAAAAUUUGGGCUUUUGAGACACCCCCAUUUGCCCUUGGAAUUUCCAGUAACACUCCUUGAGGGAUAUUUUCUGGAAACAUACACUGGUACAGGUGGGAGACAGGGUACAUUGCUUGCUGAAUGUCAGCAUAAGGGCUCCGAAUUUAAACCUCCAGGUUCAUACAUUUUGUUCUGGUGUAAAAUGCUUUCUUCUUACAGGACCACACAUCAACUACAGCAAUCUGACAAAGAAUGGACUUGAGCAUCAGCCUUCCACAAAGAUUUAACAAUCAUGCUAUGGACACCCAUGUUGAUUAACUUGUGAGACAGAGAUUCCCUUUCUGCUUGACAAGACACAAGAGGGUCUCUAACCCAGCAGAAAGAGAAUGGAAUCUCUGUCUUGCAGAGCAAGUGUGGAUCAAUGAACCAUUAGACUCUGUAAGCACUGUCCUUUUUAUUUAACAACUGGUACAUCAAGACUGUACAAAUAUUUUCAAACAAUAGGCCAUAUUUAUAUUCAUGGUACUGGACUGAAACUGGGAGGCACGGUGGCCUCCUGGUUAGUGCACUCGUCUCUGGAUCGAGCGGUCCGGGUUUGAGCCCUGGCCGGGGAC
This is a messenger RNA of Orbicella faveolata, 2827 nucleotides long. Its product is annotated as AAC-rich mRNA AAC4 protein-like. The record is from RefSeq and is a predicted model, not a curated record. Lineage: Eukaryota; Metazoa; Cnidaria; Anthozoa; Scleractinia; Merulinidae.